UUCAUAGUUCCCCAGAUGUGUCACUGCAGGAUUGAAGCCCCAAGAGUCUCUGACACAGGCGUCACCGGGAACCCACUUUCUCUGGGUCGUCUGACAAGAUGUGAGUUGUCACUCCUGUGCCCCCCAGACCCAGCCCAGUGCUCUCUUGGAAGGAAAGAAAAACGUAACCCUGUCCAGGGCUGACUGCAGAAGGGAGUUUUGUUUUUAGUAGCCAACAUCAGGUCAACAGACUUCAUCCCGGGAAGAAACGCUGCUGGAUGGUCGUCAGAGUUCCCAGUGAACAACGCAGAUGGACGCUGCUGCGAGCAUUUUAACCAAAGAGGAAAUUGAGGUAUCACAAAUUUAGUCGAGUUCACAAAGCCAGUUGGAGGCAUCCAGCGCCAGGCUCCAGAAGUUGUUCUGGGCACAGAACUAUUGAUUGUUCACCUCAGGAUCUGACUAGCUGCGGGUCACUGGCUAAGUGGUUCAGGCCGGUUGCUAUAUAAAGGUAGACACGCCCCUUAAAGAUGAUCCCUCCCUCCUGAGAAGCAGGACCACUCAUAUAGGAAGCAGUCUUCCUCAAGGAGAAUAUGAAAGUGCUACUUGGGCUCCUUUGUUUCAUCGCCCCUCUGCUUUCGCUGGAGACCGAUGAAUGUAAAGAAUAUCCGAAUGAGAUAAUUUUAUUCUCAUUUGUAAAUGAAAUUGAUAUUCGUAAUUGUCCUCUUACAACGAAUGAAAAGCAUUUCACCAUAAUCUGGUAUAAAAAUGACAGCAAGACACCCAUAUCAGUGGAACAGAGCUCCAGGAUUCAUCAGCAAAAAGAACGGCUUUGGUUUGUUCCUGUCAAGAUGGAGGACUCUGGACAUUACUAUUGUAUAGCAAGAAACUCGACUCACUGUUUCAAAACUAAAGUAACUGUGAAGGUUUUGGAGAACGAGCCUGGCCUGUGUUACAACACACAAGCCGCCUUCAGGCAGCGCCUCCACAUCGCAGGGGAUGGAAGCCUUGUGUGCCCUUAUUUGGAUUUUUUUAGGGAUGAAAAGAACCAGUUACCUAAAGUCCAGUGGUAUAAGGAUUGCAAACCAUUGCCUCUUGAUGACAAAGACUUCUAUGGAGCCAAAAAUAAGCUGUUGGUGAGAAAUGUCACUGAAGAGCAUGGAGGGAACUAUACUUGCCAUGUGUCCUACACAUUCCUAGGGAAGCAAUAUCCAGUGACCCGAGUAAUAGAAUUUGUCACAAUAGGUGAAGUCAAGAUUGACAGGCCUGUGAUCGUGAGCCCACGGAAUGAGACCCUGGAGGCAGACCCAGGAUCCAGGAUACAACUGAUCUGCAAUGUCACCGGGCAGUAUUCAGAUAUUGUUUACUGGAAGUGGAAUGGGUCACAGAUUGAAGAGGAUGAUCCAUUCCUAGUUGAAGACUACCAAUUUGUGGAACAUCCUUCGGCCAAAAGAAAGUAUAUGCUCAUUACAAUACUUAACAUUUCAGUGGUCCAGAGUCAUUUCUAUCGGUACCCAUUUACCUGUUUCGUCAAGAACUCAAAUAUUAUAGAGUCAGCACAUGUUAAAUUAAUAUAUCCAGUCCCUGAUUUCAAGAAUUACAUCAUUGGGACCUUUGUCAUCUUAACAGCUACAAUCAUAUGCUGCGUUUUCAUCUAUAGAAUCUUCAAAGUUGACAUUGUGCUUUGGUACAGGGAUACUUGCUCUGAUUUUCUCCCCCCAAAAGCUUCAGAUGGAAAGGCCUAUGAUGCGUACAUUCUUUAUCCCAAGACCUUCGGGGAGGGACCAUCGUCAGACUUAGAUACAUUUGUGUUUAAACUGUUGCCUGAGGUCUUGGAGGGGCAGUUUGGAUACAAGCUGUUCAUUUGUGGAAGGGACGACUAUGCCGGGGAAGAUACUAUCGAGGUCACGAAUGAAAACGUAAAGAAAAGCAGAAGGCUGAUUAUCAUUUUAAUGAGAGAUAUGGGCGGCUUCAGCUGGCUGAGUCACUCAUCUGAAGAGCAAAUAGCGAUAUAUAAUGCUCUCAUCCGGGAAGGAAUUAAAGUUGUCCUGCUCGAGUUGGAGAAAAUCCAAGACUAUGAGAAAAUGCCAGAAUCUAUUCAAUUCAUUAAGCGGAAACACGGAGCCAUUUGCUGGUCAGGGGACUUUAAAGAGAGACCUCAGUGUGCAAAGACCAGGUUCUGGAAAAAUGUGAGAUACCACAUGCCUGCCCCAAGGCAAUCACCAUUGUCCACACAUCAUCUACUAACCCAGGAUCCUGUGCUAGACACUAAGGAGAAACUGCGGGCAGAGACUCACUUACCUCUCGGCUAGUGUGGCGGAAGUGGACCAGGAUGCUGAAGCUAGGCUGUGCCUCCCAGUAAUGUGUACUGUCAUAAAACACACCAGUGUAGUCCCUUAUCCCCAGGUCACCUGGAGUUAUAUUGUUCAGGGAGUAGGACUUGGUGACAGUGGUGGGCUAGGACAGUUUGGAGUGAGCGUUUGGGACGCUCCAGGGAAAUGGCUGCUCAGGGAAGCUGCUUGGAUGCCAGCUAACUGUUGAGGCAGUGAACUGGGAGGAUUAAACAUCAGGAGAGGGCCACAUCUGUGGGUGGUUCCAUUAAAGUCUGUGGGACUUUGGUUGUCCAAGGACACUUUGGGGGUGUCAUUGGCAAAGAAGUGGCUUCCCUAAGCCUCAAUGAAGGUGAGAUUUACUGACACCCCACUGUGGAAGGCAUGACUUCCUUGCAUUUUCCAGACACCUCAGCCACCAAAUUUAGUUUUCAAAGACUAACCUUUAUUUUAAAGACCUUGGAAACUGUCACUUCAACAAAGGAAUUCUCUUGGGUUUCCUCCAACUGUUGUUGCUUUGGCUUUCUGCAGAAAAGAGUGGAUUUUAAGCUCAGUGUAGAAGGAAGCCACACACAAGUUUCUUCUGCUCACUUGUCCACCCUGGAAUGACUGUUGCAUCAUCUGUACCCGCCUGCACUUUGCUUAUUGCUUCUCUGGAAAUGCAGGUCUGCAGUGCGCUCUACCCCACUCUGUCACAAGCGCAGCUCCAGCAUGAGCAUCCGCCCUCAUGCACUGGCUUAGCUCACCCCCUGAAGCGACAGCACGUCUACAGGCUCUUCAUGUGCAGGCUAAAGUCUGUAACAUUCCUCCCCAUCGCGUCCCCUGUCCCAGGCCUCUCUUGUCAGCCUGCUCAUCAGCAUCCUGCCCUGUGGCUGCAGCAGAGCCUCGGGAGCCUGCGCUUCUGCUCUCAACACACCUCCCUCUUUGCUGUGCUUCCCACUUCCUGUGACGAGGAUUCGCUCUUUCUUCACCUGACAAGGAAUUUGCUAGAGUCCAAAAUUAUUUCAAUGCUGAAAUCCUCAAGUGCCUAAUCUCUCCUUCCUCUAAGUCUUGGCCACUCAAGCUGCCAGCCCUUCUGUCAUGCCAACCGUGCUGCCUGCUGGUGGUCACUUUAGGAGGUGGUUUCUUCACCAGCAGGAAUCAGUCCACCCCCAGGGAAAGGUAGUGGGUGUGUCUCUGUCCCCCACUGCUUUCUGCAAUGUGAAUACAUGGUAUAUAGAUUGACCAAGACCUUUAUUUUAAAAUGUUCUUGGUUCAUCAUGUUUAAAAUUGCAAUUAUCCUAAUUUUACAUACAGGUCAGGGAAACUGACCUAUUUAACGAAAUUACUCUUUUAACUCUACUGGACCUAGGCCUUGACUUUGAACUUUCUGGUUUCUAUCCCUGUGCUCCAACUUUUUGAUUUCAGAUUCAUCACUGUCCAUUUACCCUUACUCAAUCCUCAUAUAUAGGAAGCAACUGAGUCCAGGAAUGUUUUUACAGAAGGAACAAACACAGUCCUUUUCAGUGUAGGGAUUUAUAAAAGCUAACUUUAGAAUUUCAGCAUGAUGUUUUUAUUUUCCAAUUCCCUAAAGGUCAACAUUUCUUCUCUAACUAAAAAGGAAGGCAAAUUGGUUUUUGUGGUACAGAGGUUUUCUGUUUGCUUUUGACUUGAUGACUGUCUUCAGAAUGAUCCUAAUAGUUCUAGAAGAUUGCAAAGCCGGGUUUGCAUGCCAGGAAGAAACCCACGAUUUUAAGGGCUGUAUGAACAUUGGAUACCCUUCUGUCUUUCACGUUUUGAGUAUCUGCUCUGGAUGAGCACAAAUCUUACUUAAAAGGCAUCUUCUCACCUACAUAGAGGUAGACCAGUCCUACAGCUUGGGAUUUUGACUCCACUUCUCUUUUGUCCUGGAUCCAACCUGAGAGUACUGAGUGGACGGAUCACUGGAUUGCUGGGUCGGAGAAAGGAAGGCUGUCCCAGAUGGCUGAUCCUUACCCAUGAUGCUUUAAAAGUUAAAUUUUGCUGAUAGUUUUUUUUGGCUGUCAUCCAGAAAAUAUAUUGGUAUACGUGUAUAUUAUGAGUGAAUUAGAGCCAGUGGGAAACUUGGCCAGAAAGUUUAAGGAGAGAGCAAUAGCAGAGGACCACAAAUAUUGGGACACCAAGAACUGGGGUGGGUUUGGGAGCAGAGGCAAGGGAUCAGCGUGUGCCAAGAAAGACCCUGAGCUGAAAGGUAGUGCCAUUCCUGGUUCCCAGAGGAGGAUAGAGAGGAUGAAACUUCAUAUCCAGGCAGUGGGGGCUCCCUUUGACUUACCCCUCCUCCCCAGAAGUAUCUGGCUUACGUGUUUCCCCAGUACUCUGACUCCGCUAUGCUUUCUGAUGGUGUUUUUAAAAGGCCGACCAAGAGUUGCAGAAGUUCGCACAUGCAACGAUAUAUUAAUUACCAGUGUUUAAAACUGGUUUAGCAGAAUGUAUCUCUCCUGAGUUUUGCAUUUUACUUAUAGUGAUAGAAAAAGUAUUGAGCCAUUUUAAUGACUUUUUUAUAAAUUAUAUUUAUACCGAUCUAUAAUGAAGGGUGUUUUUUAUUAAAAAAACUUGAUUUUAUAAUUCUCCAGCAGAUGCCAAAUGUUAGUAUCACAAACCACCAAAUGUACAUGCAGUAUAUAUUAUGGAUCAAUAGACUCAACUUGUUUUCCAAUAAAUUGUCAAAUCCUCCAUUGGAUAUCAUUGAAAA
Molecule: messenger RNA, 5016 nt
Organism: Mesocricetus auratus (golden hamster)
Lineage: Eukaryota; Metazoa; Chordata; Mammalia; Rodentia; Cricetidae
Gene: Il1r1
Product: interleukin 1 receptor type 1
Exons: 13
Coding region: 570-2288 (572 amino acids)
Biological process (GO): signal transduction; regulation of inflammatory response
Molecular function (GO): interleukin-1, type I, activating receptor activity
Source: RefSeq, a predicted model, not a curated record